Blepharisma stoltei is the source of this 2561-nucleotide messenger RNA. The record is from the annotation of a GenBank genome assembly. NCBI's taxonomy places the organism in Eukaryota, Ciliophora, Heterotrichea, Heterotrichida, Blepharismidae.
AUGGAAAGACUUGACAUUGGGAUCCCUAGAGGAUACUGGUCAACAAUAAACUGCAAAGGAGAUCUGCCUCGACCAAAAAGCGGCCAUUCAGCUGUACAGUACAAAGGUCGAGAAAUGUAUGUUUUUGGUGGAUUUGAUGGAAACACAGUCUUAAAUGAGCUUGGGUGUCUAGAUCUCUAUACACAAACAUGAACAAAACUUCAUGAAGAAUCCAGUCCAGGCCCUAAUAUGCCUUCACCAAGAUGCUCUCAUGCAGCUGCUAUUAAUAAGCAAACUGGUUGUAUGUAUUAUCCAAGACUUCUUUUUUCGGGCUAUAUCGAUAUCUUCCGAUAUCAACUGAAUGUUGGAAAUCAACUCCAGAGGCAAAUCCACUUGCUACAGGAGAUAUAUAUUGUGAAAGCAAAAAGGAGGCUCAGGAUAUAUAUUUUUGGAGGUAGUGGGCAGCAUUUUGGAUAUUCUAAUAAAGCUGAUUUGUUCAAAUAUACCAUUAGUACUAAGGCGUGAAAUGAAGUUUUAUGUAUUGGAGAAGCUCCAAGUGCAAGAUAUGGACAUUCUAUGCAAUGCAUUAAUGGUAAUUUGCUUAUUUUUGGCGGAUCAGAUGGGUUCAAAUUUUUCGGUGAUUUGUAUUUACUUGACUUAAGCAAUCUUAUCUGGCAAAAAGUAAAAACAAAAGGCACUUCUCCACCUAUAAGAUACAAACACAGCGCUUUAUGCUAUGGAGAUAAAAUGCUGAUUAUUGGCGGAGGAGAUACUACUUCCCAUUAUGGCGAUGUUUGAACAUUAGAUUCUACUUUUACAUGGUCUCAAAUUUCUAAUAAUAUUGUUCCUUCAGGAAGAUCAUGCCACACAGCAGAAAUCUGCGGAAAUGAGAUUUACUUAUUUGGAGGAGGCCUUGAAAAACGAUAUGCCGAUCUAUGAAAAUACUGCUUAACAAAAAAUGAAUGAACCGAAGUGGCUCAAAGAGGCCCUGCACAGCCACCAAGAAAUUUUCACUCAUCUGUACUAUGUGAUGAAUAUAUUGUUUUAUUCGGAGGAAAUUUAAACCAAGAUACAAAUAAUAGGUCAAAUGAUACUUUAGUCUAUAGGCUAGCUGACUAUUUACCUGUUUAUAGAUCGCCUCUAUUGCAAUUGGAAGAAUGGUUAGAUAGACCUGGCACUCAUGCUGACACAAGGUUGAUUUUUGAAGAUGGCGAAUUAUAUUCUCAGCAGUCCUUAUUGAAAUUUAGAGUGCCUUUGCUUCAUCAAUUUAUUGAGCAAUUUGGAAACCAAAAAUUAAUAAGAGUUCCUUGCAGUAUCAAAAUAGGAAGAGCUUUAUGCAGUUUUAUAUAUAAAGAUGAGCUUGAUAUGACAUUAAAUACAACAGAUGCUUUGAAUCUCCUAUCAAUCGCGACGAAAUAUGGAAUUUCAUCAUUAAUGACCAAGAUAAUUUUAUAUUUAUUUUAUAAUGUAUCUCAUGAAAAUGUUAUAGAAGUUACAAACUGUCUUAGUCAAAAUAGUAUAGGCGGUAUUUUGCAUAGAAAUGAACUUAGAGCUAAUAGAGCUAAAUAUAUUCACGAGCAAGGGCAUAGGCCAGAAUUAUCAAGUAUGAUACGCCUAAUUAUAAUAAAUAUAGACAUUUCAACUGGUAUCUGUUAUUAUAUUUUCAUUUUAAGUAUGAUAACGGUUGACUGGUAAAAUGCUAUAUUUAUUGAUAUUAGGCAUAGCUUCUGAAAAUUUAGAAAAGCUCACAGAAAAACUAUAUUUUUCUUAUAUAAAAUAUAUAGUAGAAUUUUUUGAGGAUUUGCAAAGGAAAAGAAUUUAUUCGCCACAAAAAGUUGAAAGCAUUGUCAAUAUAGACGUGCAAAACCAAUUAAAAAAGAAAAAAGAUAAAAAAGUUAAAGAAGAAGGUAAAUUUUUGAUAUUUGAUGAAGAGAAUAGCUUGUAUAACAGUUUGGAGCUUUUACAUAAUGAUGAUCAAUCAAAAGAUCUUACAUUAAUAGCAGAGGGAGGAGAAAUAAAGGUGCAUUCUUUUAUGAUGGUUUCUGGGAGCAUCUUUUUUAGAUCAUUAAUAUUAAACCCAUUUGCAGAGUCUCAAGAAAAUCAAAUUCAAAUUGAUACUGUCCCUAUAGAAGCUUUAAUCCCGUUAACAAAAUAUAUUACAUGCUUAGAAAAUCUCAAAUUAAUUUUUAUGCAUAUCAUUCAUUAACAUAUAAAAAAUUAGAGAUUAAAUUCAUAUAUAAAUACAAUGUGCAUAUAUGUUCGUAUACAUUUAUUUAGGGUCUCAAGGAAUAAAAGAAAUUUCUAUAGAAGAGCAGUCACAAUUAGUCCCUUAUGCUGAUUAUCUUCAGCUUACAAAUCCAGAUUUAAAAGAUAUUAUAGGCGCUUCAAUUGAUGAUAUAAUAUCAAAGGAAAAUGUUUUUGAGUACUUAAAUAUUGCGCAUCAAAUGCAAGCUGCAGUGAUGAAGAAGAAAAUCAUAGAGUAUUUCAUUGAAAAUUAUGCAGAGUUUGUAGAAAGAGAAGAAAUGUCAGCUCUUCCUGUGGAAAUUUUAGUAGAGCUUCAUAGAUGGAGAGCCAAAAUAUAA